Messenger RNA from Musa acuminata AAA Group (dessert banana), 1923 nucleotides. Its product is annotated as putative protease Do-like 14. NCBI's taxonomy places the organism in Eukaryota, Viridiplantae, Streptophyta, Magnoliopsida, Zingiberales, Musaceae. Gene Ontology annotation, molecular function: serine-type endopeptidase activity; protein binding. Gene Ontology annotation, biological process: proteolysis. The coding region runs from base 362 to 1768 and encodes 468 amino acids. The record is from RefSeq and is a predicted model, not a curated record. The transcript has 11 exons.
AUGGUCUACUUUAUUUAAAACAAUGGAGGAGUUUUAAAUUAUUUCUUCAUCAAGAAGAUUGUGUCAACUCAAGUAGUCGUGAGAGUAACAUCCAUUCACAUUGUAUUGAGAAGCACAAGUAGAUACUUGUUGAGCACCAGAUUAGUCAUCUUUCUCAAUUCGAAGAAAACAAAAGCUCAGAGCUCCCCAGUUUGAAUGUUGCUGCCAGAUUGAAUGUUCAAGUUUCAAGCUUCUAAGCUCAAGGACUUCGGCUCGCUGGCAGAAGAGUCAGGGGCGUAUCCCUUCUUGGCCGCCAAGAAGGAAGAAGAGGAGCGAGCGAGCGAGGGCCUCAUUGAUCGCUUCAGCUCGACGCCGGUGACACAUGUUCCGACGCCUCCUAACGCCGAGACCCCGCCGCAGCGCGGCCACCGGCCUCCUCGCUCUCACCGCCUUCUACGGCGGCGCGGCCCUUGCCUGCUCCUCUUCCUCCUCGGAUGGUCACUCCCAUCCCACCAGUAUCCCUACUUACUGUUCUCCUCUCCCUUGCUUCUCUCGCUCUUUUCAACGAUCUUGUGGCUUCUCAGUUUCGCCUUUCUCCCCGUCGACAGAUGUAGCCGUUUCGAUCUCCGCUCCAUUGCGGCAGUUCCUGUCAUCGACUUCGGAGCUGUUCUUGCGAGACUUCACUCUUCCAUCUCUCUUCUCUAGCCCUGCCGGAGGCUUUUUUACACGGUAUUCUUCCACGAGCCCUCUGCCGGAUUCGAAUUCGUAUAGGGAACCGCUCGGGAAGAACCGGGAUGAUGCGCCGUGCUGCCCGGGAUGUUUGGGAAGGAACUCUAUCGCUGAGGCGGCUGCGGCAGCUGGUCCUGCUGUGGUGAACAUUUCUGUCGUCCAAGGUCUGUAUGGUCCAAUGUUUGGGAAGAGUAUCGGCUCCGGGACCAUCAUUGAUCCUGAUGGGACGAUUUUGACUUGUGCACAUUGUGUGGCAGACUUCCAUAGCAUGAGAAGGGUUUCCAAAGGAAAGGUUGGUGUGACUUUACAAGAUGGCCGUGAAUUUGAGGGCAUUGUGGUUAAUGCUGAUUUCCUUUCAGACAUUGCUGUAGUGAAGAUACAAUCUAAAACUCCACUUCCAGCAGCAAAACUUGGAUCAUCAUCUAAGCUUCGUCCAGGUGACUGGGUUAUUGCCUUGGGCUGCCCACUUUCUCUGCAAAAUACCAUCACAUCUGGCAUUGUAAGCUGUGUUGAUCGGAAAAGCAGUGACCUUGGUCUUGGUGGAGUUAGAAGGGAGUAUCUGCAAACAGAUUGUGCAAUUAAUGAGGGAAAUUCUGGGGGACCCCUUGUGAACCUUGAUGGCGAGGUUGUAGGUGUUAACAUCAUGAAAGUUGCCGCAGCUGAUGGAUUGAGUUUUGCUGUGCCUAUUGACUCGGUCAUUAAAAUAGUUGAGCAAUUCAGAAAGAACGGAAGAGUAGUCCGACCAUGGCUUGGACUGAAGAUGCUCGAUCUUAAUGAAAUGAAAAUUGCACAAUUUAAGGAGAAAGAUGCUUCAUUUCCAGAUGUAGUGAAAGGUGUACUAGUGCCUGUGGUAACUCCAGGAUCCCCUGCUGACCGUGCAGGAUUUCGACCAGGUGAUGUAGUCGUUGAGUUUGAUGGUAAACCAGUUGGAGGCAUUAAAGAGAUCAUCGACAUCAUGGAGGAUCAGGUUGGGAAGCCUCUGAAAGUGCUAGUGAAACGAGCAAACAACAAGUCAGUCAUGUUGACCGCAGUGCCCGAGGAAGCUGACAUCGACAGGUGACAUGUUCCUUGAAUACACCCUCGUACAGGCACAUGUCAUAUGAUAUAGAACAUGCAUGCUUAGCCACAUAUGUUGGUUUUUUGGAUUUAGCAUUGAGCUUUGAAGCUAAGAAUGACAGAUUGUUGUUAAUAAGAUGAAAUAAGAUGCUUUUUGAA